Messenger RNA from Penicillium verhagenii, 1830 nucleotides. RefSeq lists its product as uncharacterized. The record is from RefSeq and is a predicted model, not a curated record. The transcript is spliced from 6 exons. Gene Ontology annotation, molecular function: FAD binding. The coding region runs from base 1 to 1830 and encodes 609 amino acids. NCBI's taxonomy places the organism in Eukaryota, Fungi, Ascomycota, Eurotiomycetes, Eurotiales, Aspergillaceae.
AUGACCAUCCGCAAUCUGAGCAAUGGGGACACCUCCCACCACAAGUCAUCAUCUAUCACAUCAACAGAUGUUUUGAUCAUCGGAACUGGGCCAGCUGGUGCAUCCUUGGCCUGCUUCCUAGCAUCUUAUGGUAUCCGUGGUAUAAUGGUCAGCGCUUCUCCAACAAAUGCCGAUACCCCACGAGCACAUAUCACAAACAUGGCGGCCAUGGAGUGUCUCCGAGACAUCGGCCUCGAUAUCGAGUGUAAUCGACUAGCGACCAAUGGCAUGAAUAUGAUGCAUACACGGUGGGCAUACAGCAUGGCUGGAGAGGAGUUUGCGCGGAUUCACUCCUGGGGCCACGACCCCAAACGCAAGGGUGACUACGAAACGGCCAGUCCCUGCGAUCCCGUGGAUCUCCCCCAAACUCUGCUCGAACCCAUCCUAGUAAGAUACGCCACAUUGAACGGCUUCAGCUGUCGUUUCGAUACAACAUUCGUCGGUUUCACACAAGACGACGAAGGAACCACAUCUACGCUCCGCGACAAUAUCUCUGGAUUCGAGUACCAGAUCCACUCGAAAUACCUCUUUGGUGCUGAUGGUGCGCGGAGUGAAGUCUUCCGUCAGCUGGAGCUUCCACUUGACGUGCGCCCAGACCAAGGAGUCGCUUAUAAUGUUCAUUUGAAGGCGGACUUGUCAAGCUACAUGCAAUACCGUACUGGAAAUCUUCAUUGGUUGCUGCAGCCCGACAAGGAGCACCCCCUAUUUGGCUGGGCGUGUAUCGCUCGUAUGGUGAAGCCGUGGGAUGAAUGGCUAUUUAUUGUGCUCCCGGAACGAGGAAAGGAGCUUGACUUUGAACCUACUCAUGAGCAAUGGCUUGGUCGUAUGAAGGAGUUCAUUGGUGAUGACUCGAUAGACACAGAAAUCUUGGGUGUUUCCAAAUGGCGCAUCAAUGAUGUUGUGGCGGAAGAGUUCUCUAAGGGUCGAGUAUUCUGUCUUGGCGACGCGGUACAUCGACACCCUCCAUCAAAUGGUCUUGGAUCCAACACAUGUAUCCAGGAUGCAUACAACUUAGCAUGGAAAGUUGCCUAUGUGCUAAAAGGCCAAGCAUCUCCUUCGAUUCUGGAAACAUAUACUACCGAGCGCCAGCCCGUCGGGCGGGGUGUUGUUACACGAGCAAACUCUUCGUUCCGUCACCACGGACCCGUCUGGGAGGCUCUCGGUGUUGCACUACCAACUUCAGACUUACGACUCGAGGCCCUGAACGAGCUGACCGAUCCUACACUGAAAGGUCGCGCUCGUCGCGCUGCCCUUCAAGCCGCAAUUGAAGAGACAGAGCAUGAAUACCACGCACUCGGAACAGAGAUGGGCCAAUUCUACCAAAGUACCGCCGUCUACACUGCGGACGAAGCUGCCUCAUUUUAUUCCCCAGAAGUUGUUGCCCAGGAUCUUGAUCUCACCUUGAUCCGAGGGACAUACCCUGGAUGCCGAUUGCCUCAUGUCUGGCUGAACAAUGCAGUGCCCAUUCAACGCAUCUCCACCGUUGAUUUGGCCGGGGGUGGCUCUUAUGCACUUCUGACCGGUAUCGGGGGCGAGGCUUGGAAGGGGGCAGCUUCACAAAUUGAAAAGGAGCUCGGGGUUUCCGUCAAGGCUUAUUCUAUUGGUUUUCGGCAAGACUUCGAGGAUGUUUACUUCGAUUGGGCGCGGGUUCGCAGUGUGGAUGAGGAUGGGUGUGUGCUUGUUCGUCCCGAUCGGCACGUUGCGUGGAGGUGUGAUCAGGUGCUUGGCGACGACGGGCAAUGCGCUACUAAAUUGCGGCAGGUUAUGUUGAGCAUUCUUGGUCGCUCUUGA